Messenger RNA from Coccomyxa subellipsoidea C-169, 1801 nucleotides. RefSeq names its product chaperone DnaJ. The record is from RefSeq and is a predicted model, not a curated record. Gene Ontology annotation, biological process: protein refolding; response to heat. NCBI's taxonomy places the organism in Eukaryota, Viridiplantae, Chlorophyta, Trebouxiophyceae, Coccomyxaceae. The transcript is spliced from 9 exons. Gene Ontology annotation, cellular component: cytoplasm. Gene Ontology annotation, molecular function: heat shock protein binding; ATP binding. Bases 163 to 1575 code for a protein of 470 amino acids.
AUCGGAUAGUUCUUUGGCUAUCUUUCCUUGAAGGAAUUGCCAUCAAAGAAUUUGAAGGGCAGGACCCAGCCAAGGACCGAGGUUUGAGAGGCAGUGCUGAUCCACACACGUUGCAAGAGGAAAUAUUCAUCCACACAACUUGAGCUGCAUCAAGCAAACCAUAUGAUGGCGUUUGCGCCCAGCACAUCGGCCCUCAGAGGCUCGAGCUGCGCUGGACAGCCAAGCAUCUUGCCAUCAUCUGCACAGCUUCCUUUGAGGCCUCCAGUGAGAGCAGCACGGUGCUCCAGCAAUGCGACCACCACAGCCAGCAGCACAGGCUUGCUGUCCAGCAAACGGUCUCCCACCAUUGCAGGCACAGCAGGCCCAGCACAGAGCUUUCUAGGGCGGCAGAACAAGCGGGGCAUGCAGAGAGGCUCCCAGCUUGUAGUAAGGGCAGACGUGGACUACUACAGUGUGCUUGGAGUCGACAAAAACACCGACAAGAAAGCCAUCAAGCAGGCAUACAGGCAGUUAGCGCGCAAGUACCAUCCGGACGUCAACAAGGAGGCUGGUGCUGAGGAAAAAUUCAAGCAGAUCUCCAAUGCCUAUGAGGUGCUCUCAGACGACCAGAAGCGCAGCAUCUACGACAGAUAUGGGGAGGCCGGGCUGAAGAAUGGCAUGGGGGGCAUGGGAGGCGCAGACAUGGGGGGUUUCAACAAUCCAUUCGACCUCUUCGAGCAAUUCUUCGGCGCCAGCGGCGGCCGGGCCGGCGGCGCCAGCGGCUUUGGCGGGUUCGGGGGCGGAUUUGGGGGUGGGGCGCGCUCUCGCGCUAUGCAGGGAGAGGAUGAGAAGUAUGAGCUCAAGCUGGACUUCCUGGAUGCAGUGUUUGGCGCCAGCAAGGAGAUUGAGGUCAGCCGGCUGGAGGCGUGCGGCGCGUGCACAGGCUCGGGCAUCAAAGCCGGCACAUCAGCGGCCACCUGCAGCACCUGCGGCGGCUCUGGGCAGGUCGUGCAAGCGGUUCGCACACCCCUGGGCGUAUUCCAGCAGGUGAUAACGUGCCCGGACUGCGAGGGCGUGGGCGAGCGCUCGACGCCGUGCAACACAUGCGGCGGCGACGGCCGCGUACGGAAAUCCAAACGCAUCGCCCUGCGCGUUCCCCCAGGGGUGGAUGCGGGGAGUCGGCUGCGCGUGAGGGGUGAGGGAAAUGUUGGGCGACGGGGGGGCGAACCAGGGGAUUUGUACGUGUUCAUCUCUGUGAAGCCGCACCCGGCGGGGUUGAAGCGCGAAGGCACCACCAUCCACUCAGACGUCGACAUCUCCUUCGUGGAUGCCAUCCUUGGAACCACCGUCAAGGUGACGACAGUGGACGGUCCAGUGGAUCUGCGGAUACCUGCAGGCACGCAGCCGGGGACAACACUUGUCAUGGGCAAACGUGGCGUUCCCCGCCUCGGCAAUGAGACACUCCGGGGGGACCACCAGGUGCAUGUGCGCGUGACCAUCCCUCAGAAGCUGAGCAAGGACGAGACAAAGCUGGUGGAGGAACUCAAGGAGCUGCAGGAAAGCAGCAGCAGCAAGCGCUCCAGGCUCUUCUUCUAGACUAUGCGAUGAAGCAUCUUGCAAAAUUGUCCAGCAACAUUUGUGUUUAGCAAAUUUUCCCAAGCGGCAUGCCUGCUGCAAUGCGUAGCGGUUGCGCCUCUUGAUUUCUUAUUGUUUGCCAGUUGCGUGGCAUGUGUUGGUGCAUCUGUUUGUUGUUCUGGGUCUUAUCUUCUGCAAUUGUGGUGCACGGGACUCCAUCAAAGUUGUAAAGAUACCUUAUUUUUCC